Molecule: messenger RNA, 2213 nt
Organism: Gossypium raimondii (Peruvian cotton)
Lineage: Eukaryota; Viridiplantae; Streptophyta; Magnoliopsida; Malvales; Malvaceae
Product: dolichol kinase EVAN
Exons: 14
Coding region: 109-1812 (567 amino acids)
Biological process (GO): dolichyl monophosphate biosynthetic process
Cellular component (GO): endoplasmic reticulum membrane
Molecular function (GO): dolichol kinase activity
Source: RefSeq, a predicted model, not a curated record
GAUUUCCGAAUUCUGAAAAUCCAACAAUUGAAGAUAAUUUUAUUUAUUUACUUUUUUUAUUAUUAGUUAUUAUCCAAUCGAUUCCCGUGUAGAAUCGUCACCGUUUCCAUGGCGAUCUCGCCGUCGAAGGCGAUGAACGGAGAGAGAGCCGUGGUUCUCAUCUUCGUUCUCCGUGUUUUGUUCUCUCUCCCACUCGCCCUCCUUCCCCACGCGCUCUCACUUUCUCUCCUUUCCCUCUUCUCCCUCGUCGUCGAGAUCCGCGUCGACGAUUCGCCAUCCCUCUUCAAAACCAGGCCAGGUGCUUCAUCAGGAAUAAUAUUAGGAGCAGUUACGUUGCCAACUGUAAUGCUAUCGAAAUUGAUCCAGCUUUCCAGAGCUGUCUCUUUGCAACAAAUUGAGAUUGGAGAGCUUGAACACAUGACAAUGCAAUUUUGGGCUGCAUCGGCUUGUAGCUGCGGUGUGCUUAUAUUCCUCUUCAUAGUUACAUGGUGUGCUGCCAACAACAAGAAUCCCCACUUCUCCUGUAGUGUUUGGGAUGCGAAGUUUAGCUUAAGCUGUGUCAUCUUAUAUUCAGCUGUUUGCUGUAUAUCACUUGCCACAAUAUCUCAUACUGGAUUUAACACAGCUUUAAAGUUACUGUGGUUGCUAUGUCAUGGAUUUGCAACAGUUAAAUUAAUUCAACAUCUUCUCUCUACAUUCCCAUUUUGUGCUUCAAUCGGGGAAGCAAAUCUGGUGACUUCAGGUCUUGUACUCUAUUUUGGUGACAUGCUGGCAUGUACUAUUUCAAAGGUUUGUAGAUUGUUGAUUCCACCAGAGUUGGUAUCCAUACGGUAUGGAAUUAAAAGAAGUGAGAUAGGUAUUGUUAUCCAGGGUGUGCUGCUUGGACUUCUUAUUUUUUCAGCAGUAUUUAAAUUUCUUAUCCACUUAUGGGAAUACUUCUGGGGAGCUAACAACUCUGAAUCGAGAGAAAGAAAAGAAAUUUGGAGAUCUCUUAUAUUUUUGACUUCCCUUGGAUUUAUCAUGAUUGCAGUUGCACCAUCUUGGAUGAUGAUUGUCCUAGAUUUUGAUGUACAUCCUGUACUAUGGAUAUUCCAGUUUAUAUUUUCGGAACCUUUUAAAAGACUUUCACUAUGUAUCUACUGGUUGGUUUUGAUAUAUGCAUCUGUCUUGAGGUUCUACCACAUUUCUAAGAAUAGUAAGAUUGAGAGGAUUCUUCUUCGGAAGUACUACCAUCUGCUGGCUGUUCUAAUGUUUUUGCCCGCUCUGAUUUACCAGCCAAAAUUUCUUGAUCUAGCAUUUAGUGCUGCUUUGGCUGUUUUCUUGGUAUUAGAGAUCAUUCGAGUUUGGAGAAUUUGGCCUUUAGGGCAACUUGUACAUCAAUUUAUGAGUGCCUUUACUGAUCAUCGUGACUCAGAUCUUAUCAUUGUCAGCCACUUUUCACUAUUAUUGGGAUGUGCACUUCCUAUCUGGAUGUCCUCUGGGUUCAAUGAUCGACCUCUUACCCCUUUUUCUGGAAUUUUAAGCCUUGGCAUUGGAGAUACGAUGGCAUCAAUGGUCGGCCACAAGUAUGGUGUCCUUAGGUGGAGCAAAACUGGCAAGAAAACUAUUGAAGGCACUGCAGCUGGUAUAACAUCUGUCCUUGCUGCUUGCUCUGUUCUGCUUCCACUUUUGGCAUCUACCGGUUACUUUCUAACUCAGCAUUGGUUCCCUAUUUUCAUAGCCGUGACCACAAGUGGUUUGUUGGAGGCCUACACAACGCAACUCGAUAAUGCUUUUAUACCACUAGUCUUCUACAGCCUUCUUUGUCUGUAAAUGCACACUUCGACCUUCAAAAAGAUACAGAAAUGGUUACAAACAAAUCCUUCCCCACAUGCUUCCAUUUGGACACUUUCUUAAAAGGAAAAAAAAAAUCAUUUAUUAGAAGCUACUAACCGCCGUCAGGGAAUCCCAAGAGCCUGUUGUAUGGCAUGCCAUUUGUAGUGUCAAAAUAAAAUAGAAAUGCUUGGAAGAUGAGGCAUCAAAAAGAGGUGAGUUGCAUAAAAUGAUUGGUUUGUAGAGUUAAAAGAUUGUUUAGUGCAACUUAUUACAUGAAUAGAAUUACUUUUACGUCAUAUAUUGUGUCAUUGUAAUAUUUUGAAAACAAUUUUUUCUAACAUUACUGUUAGUAUUUCUUCUUUUGGGAAUCUUGCUGCAAUCCACGAUCAUUUUAACAA